Messenger RNA from Tupaia belangeri chinensis (Chinese tree shrew), 2056 nucleotides. It is a transcript of the gene AAGAB, whose product is annotated as alpha and gamma adaptin binding protein. The record is from RefSeq and is a predicted model, not a curated record. NCBI's taxonomy places the organism in Eukaryota, Metazoa, Chordata, Mammalia, Scandentia, Tupaiidae. The coding region runs from base 255 to 878 and encodes 207 amino acids. The transcript is spliced from 9 exons.
AUAUCCUUGGAUCAGAAGAUCUUAUCGUGGAUGUGACUUCCGAUGAUGCUGUGAGAUUUUAUCCCUGGACCAUUGAUAAUAAAUACUAUUCAGCGGAUAUCAAUCUGUGUGUGGUGCCAAACAAAUUUCUCGUCACUGCGGAGAUCGCAGAGUCUGUACAAGCGUUUGUGGUUUACUUUGACAGCACACAAAAAUCGGGUCUUGAUAGCGUCUCCUCAUGGCUUCCGCUGGCAGAAGCGUGGUUACCUGAGGUGAUGAUCUUGGUCUGUGAUAGAGUGAAUGAAAACGGUGUAAGCCGACAGAAAGCUCAAGAAUGGUGCAUCAAACAUGGCUUUGAAUUGGUAGAACUUAGCCCAGAGGAGUUGCCUGAGGAGGAUGAUGACUUCCCAGAAUCUACAGGAGUAAAACGAAUUGUACAAGCCUUGAAUGCCAAUGUCUGGUCCAACGUAGUGAUGAAGAAUGAUAGGAGCCAAGGCUUUAGCCUCCUCAACUCAUUGGCUGGAGCAAACCAUGGCGUCGGGGCAGCAGGGACCUGCCACUCAGAGCAGCAGCGGAGUUUGCCAGCAGCAGACAGGGCCGAGCCCCUCUCGGAUCAUCGGGAUGGCGCAUCGAGCACGGCAGACACCCCAGGUGACAGCACUGUGGAUCCCAUGUUAGAUCUGGAUAUUCAAGAACUGGCCAGCCUGACUACUGGAGGAGGUGAUCUGGAGAAUUUUGAAAGACUGUUUUCAAAGUUAAAGGAAAUGAAAGACAAAGCCGCGACGCUUCCUCACGAGCAGAGAAAGUUGCAUGCAGAAAAGGUGGCCAAGGCAUUCUGGAUGGCAAUCGGGGGAGACAGAGAUGAAAUCGAAGGCCUUUCAUCUGAUGAAGAACACUGAGUUACCCACACUAGAACUGACCAGUGAAGAUGCUGGCUCUCUGCCUCCUCGGGUCAGCUGCACUGGAAUCGCCAUUAUCUUGGUGGCUGCCUGAGUUGGUACUAGGGCUCCCUUCAGUUUAGUUUUUUGGGGGGUGGGGUUCAGGAGAAACCUUUUCUCCCUCAGCAUAUCGUAAGGGAGUGAGGAGUACAGUGACAAUAAUGAGUGAGAAUUUCUCAGACAUACUUUGUGACUCUAGGAAUGGAGGUUGAAUGAGUCUUAGAGGGCUACGUGAUUUGCCCAAGGUAAAGGACAGGACCUCCAAGUCCUCGUCAGCCUUACAAAUCCAUUUCCUCCCUUCACACUCGGUCCCUGUAGAUGAGGAGCUGGUGCUGUCCUUGCUGGGUGUCUUGGAUUUUCUUCAUUCAAGGAGCUCGCGGCUGUGAGUUAUGGUGCUUUUGGGGGAGGAAGAAAAGAUGCAGAUUUGAUCCACAGUGUGGAUCACAGUGUGAUACAUAGAUAGCGUCAGAGUCUAUCCUGCUGGUUAGUCUCUAGCUACAACAAUCCUUAAAGUAUAGCUCCUGAGCUCAUGCUGGGAACUGAAGAGCCAGCGUGAGGUUUUAGUAGUAAGUGAGGCAAAGGUUUCCGACUCCGGUGGGAUAACAAACCCUCUGCUGAGUGUGUGUGUAAGAGAGAGGACUUUGAGGGACUCCUUUGGGGCCAUCAGGACAGCAGGUGCUCCCGUGCUGAGAUGGCUUUGUCGGCAUACUAUCAUGGAGGAACUUCGGAGCUGCCAGGGCUGUGCAGUCACACUUCAGACCCUCAGCCCAGGCGCGUUUCCCGCUUUCCCUUGUAAAGCCGAGACCGUGGCCAGGGCAGCAAUGCUAAGCGGUGGGUGAGGAUGUGAGCUGCCAGGCCGUGAGUUCUUGGACACCUGGCCUAGUUCCAGGGUGGACCUCCCCUCUGUGCCCUUCCGGGACCACAGUCCCGAGGGAAGACCUUUACUGCUUAUCCUCUGUCGCGUUGGAGCGGUGAGCCCAAAAGGGCUGGGUCACCAAAGGGAAAGUUUCCAAAGAAAGUGUGGGAAGUACAGCAAAUAAAAAUCCUUCUUUCUUUCUUUCUAGACACUUUUCUAAUGUUUGCCAGUUACUGCCAUGGCUCUAAGUGGGCCCAGGGCACCGAGGACGGAUUCUGGUCUC